UCAAUGCUACAAAAACUCACCUGUUUAUCUUUACUUUAUCUUAAAGCAUACGUGUUUUCAUUUAGGUUUGUUUGUCUGUGUCCCCUUAUUCAACAUCGUUGCUUGGAUCUAGUUAAGCACAGAUGGUUUCUUUUUUUUUUUUAGAUGUUACGAUAAAUCCAGCUAUCCAAGACCUUAUCCCAAAAUUUCCCGGCUGUGUUUAGCUCAUGGUUUAGCUGCUAUUACUGUUACUACGGCUGGUUGGGAGCGCCACUGACCGAGCUGGAGGGAGUGACGGAGCCGACAGACAAUGAACAGGCGGAGGGAAUCUGACACAAUGCUGCCUGAUGUAAGAACAAACAUCUUGUUGUAGCAGCCUGAAAAUAGCCUACUGGAUUCUUCAGGUUGAGCUUGACUGCAGAGUGUUGGGACUGCACGGAUUCUUGCUAUCAUGGAAUUUCCUUUCGACAUAAAUGCCCUUUUCCCGGAGCAGAUUUCAGUGUUGGAUCAGCAUUUGGCAGCGGGUCGAAAAUCAGCUGGAAGAGGAGAUCCACAAGCACUCAUUACCAGAGUCAUCGAUGAGCUGGGGAAAGCCUCGGCCAAGGCUCAGCAGCUGCCUGCACCCAUAACUAGUGCAGCCAAACUCCAGACUAACACACAUCUACUGUACCUGCUCAAGGAUGGAGAAUUGAAUGGAGGACGAGGUGUGGCUGUUGGGUUCCUCAAGCUUGGAUACAAGAAGCUCUUUCUCCUGGACCAGAGGGGGGCGCACGUAGAGACCGAGCCACUGUGUGUUUUGGAUUUUUACGUCACAGAGAACCUGCAGAGACACGGCUAUGGGCAGGAGCUCUUCAACUUCAUGCUGCAGCAUAAGAAGGUGGAGCCAGAGCUGUUGGCAUAUGACAGGCCUUCCCCUAAGUUCCUGGCAUUUCUCAGAAAACACUAUGAUUUGAAGGAGGGUGUUCCUCAGGUGAAUAACUUUGUGGUCUUCAAUGGCUUCUUCAGGAACACAGCAGCGGUCCCAUUGAGAAAAGUUCCCCCAAGAAAGCCAGAGGGAGAGAUCAAACCGUACUCGCUAGUGGAGAGGGAUGUGGUUCGGGAGGAGCAGCGAGUCCCUCCAUGGCCGUUUGUUCGCCCCGGGGGUCCCCUCCCCUCGCCGCCCGUGUCGCGCUCCCUCAGUGUGGGAUCCUCCCCCAGCAGGACUCCCCCCGCCGCGCUGCACGCGCACACCCGACUCAGCGACAACUGCAGGGCCAAGCGCACCAGCCACUGGGGUUUGGUUGCGAGGGGCAACAUGUACAGUCGCCAUAUCAACAGCCGAGGCAUGGGGCUUCUGUUGGAGGACCAGCAAGCCACCCUGAAACUCCCAGGUUUGCAGCCAGUGACAGACAGACAGGGUCAAACAGGGCGACAGGCAUAUACGGGACGUAUACAUUCACUCAGGCAAGAGCCUUCACCUGUUACCCUGCCUCCGCUCGUCUCACGGAAGGACUCCUCGCUCACUCCGACCCCCAUAGAGGCUCCGGCAGCGACAGCGACAGGAGAGAAACUACAGCCUGAGGCCACGGUGACCGGCGGCAUGCAGAACAGCCAGAACAGAGGCGUCUGGGGAGAGACGCACCUCCGCUCGGGAGCGACAGAGGGAGGUGGAGAGGGAGGGAGGAGCGGAGGAGGAGGAGGAGCGGAGGCGAGGAAGAGGAGCGAGCUGCCCGAGCUGGUGCAGGAGCGUCCGGCGCGGGGCAGCUGGUCGUGGGUGGUGGGCGAGGACCGCUGCACGGCCCAGUGGGUGCGGCAGAAGCAGGAGCAGCGGAGCACGCGGCCCUGGUGACCCGGCGAGAGAGAGAGAGAGAGAGAGAGAGAGAGAGAGAGAGAGAGAGAGAGAGAGAGAGAGAGAGAGAGAGAGAGAGAGAGAGAGAGAGAGAGAGAGAGAGAGAGAGAGAGAGAGAGAGAGAGAGAGAGAGAGAGAGAGAGAGAGAGAAAAAGAGAGAAGGGCUCACGUGGGUGAAGGUGGCAUCAGUAGAUGCAGCCGUGCCAAUCUCCCCGGUCAGCCCCACCGCCCGCUCCCACUGCCCGCUCCCACUGCCCGCUCCCACUGCCCGCUCCCACUGCAGAUAGGUGAAGGACAAACAGACAGGAGACCGGACAUGGGAGGUGUUGACCCUCUACAGCUCCCACAAACACAAAAUGCACAAGCACGAGCUAUGCACGGACUAACAUAGCAAUAGUGUCAACUAGAUUAUUUAUAAUGCCACUUUGUAUUUACUGUAACGUAUGCAAUGAAAUGGCCGAAGUGACGGGUUCAAACUAACAUGCUCAGGUGUUUUGUAAUAUGAUUUUGUUUAUAAAAGCGGACAUCACCAGAGGACUGCGUAGUUGUGCUUUCUUAAUAAUUACAUUCGAAGUGACCGUUCCCAAUGUUUUUACUGAGUCAGUGUGACCGGUCUUCAGUGGUAUG
Molecule: messenger RNA, 2434 nt
Organism: Sardina pilchardus (European sardine)
Lineage: Eukaryota; Metazoa; Chordata; Actinopteri; Clupeiformes; Clupeidae
Gene: atat1
Product: alpha tubulin acetyltransferase 1
Exons: 13
Coding region: 431-1807 (458 amino acids)
Biological process (GO): alpha-tubulin acetylation
Cellular component (GO): microtubule
Molecular function (GO): tubulin N-acetyltransferase activity
Source: RefSeq, a predicted model, not a curated record